Molecule: messenger RNA, 6205 nt
Organism: Lampris incognitus (smalleye Pacific opah)
Lineage: Eukaryota; Metazoa; Chordata; Actinopteri; Lampriformes; Lampridae
Gene: tcf3b
Product: transcription factor 3b
Exons: 21
Coding region: 591-2534 (647 amino acids)
Biological process (GO): regulation of transcription by RNA polymerase II
Cellular component (GO): transcription regulator complex
Molecular function (GO): RNA polymerase II cis-regulatory region sequence-specific DNA binding; DNA-binding transcription factor activity, RNA polymerase II-specific; protein dimerization activity
Source: RefSeq, a predicted model, not a curated record
CCCGAAGUGCGCUCGUAUUUCGAGGAGUGCGGUCCCGGCAGCGACCGGUAAGUCUUCACCGUAAGACCGCCGGAUCGAUCGGACGGUCAGUGGAGUUUGUUCAAGACGCGUCUCUUUCCGCGGGGGGGUGGGGGUGGAAAAAGCCUCUCUCAAAAGGCGUUUGAAAUCGGACACCGCUUGGCUUUGAGGCCCUCACUUUUACGCGGAGGGAUACGUUGUUGCGUCUGACAAUGUGGACGGAGGUGGUGAAGAUGUCUACUAGAAGAAUGAAAUCAUCUCAAUUGUAACAACAUAAAGGAAGACGCCAGAUUAGUAACUAUUAUACAAUUGUUUGCACACAGACUUAUAACAGUGUCACACACGUGGGCGCUGUGUGAAAACCAGAUAUACCGGAGCAAAGAAAGGAAAAAAAAAGGAAAGACAAUCCAGCCUGAGCCAAUGCGUUUCAUGCACUGAGGUCGAAAAUUCUCUUGAAGUUUUUUUUUUUGUUUUUUUGUUUUUUUCCCUUUGCGAGUCUCCGCUUUUUCCCUUUUUCCCUGCUGGAUAUCAGACACAACGAAGUGGCAAGGGUUUGUUAGAGACUGAAGGGAAUGAACGAGCAGCAGCAGCAAAGAAUGGCUGCAGUGGGAACAGACAAGGAACUCAGCGACCUCCUGGAUUUCAGUGCGAUGUUCGCACCUCCUGUGGCCAAUGGAAAGAACAGACCAACAACGCUCGCAAGCAGUCAGUUUGGUGGAUCAGCUUUAGAUGAGCGCAGCGGCUCCGGGUCAUGGGGAUCAGCAGAACAGAACAGCCCCUCCUUCAGCCAGGGACGGGGUUAUGAAGGAUCCCACUACAGUGAACACGAAGGUCUGUCCUCCCCAUUCAUCAGCUCAGGGAUCACAGGUAAAAACGAGAGGCCACCGUAUACGUCCUUCAGUGGGCAGCCUGGCUUCCUCCCCAGCGACAUAGCGAUGCCCAGCCCAGAUGCCAUGUCCCCCUCUGGCCUGAAGCCUGGCUCACAGUUCUACCCAUCCUACCCCAACAACCCCAGGAGACGACCCCCUGAAGGAAACAUAGAUACCCAGCCAAAGAAGAUCCGGAAACCCCCUGGCCUGCCGUCCUCGGUGUAUGCUUCUACGUCCGGUGAUGAGUAUGCCAGGGACAAUGGAGGAUAUUCUGGUGCCAAGCCUGGAGCUGUCUACCCUAGCUCUUUCUAUAUGCAAGAAGACCCCUGGUCUUCUUCUGGCUAUUCUGCCAUGCUGGGCAACUCCCCUCACAUGGGACAACCUGGAUCCUUCUCUGCCAUCAACCCACAAGAUAGGAUGAAGCGUCAUCCCCUGCCUCUGUCCCCACAGAACUAUCCUGUGCAUGGCAGCGAGGUCAACGGCUUCCACACAGCCCCCACUACCUACAACCACACAUCCACCAUCAACGGAGACGGCAUCAUGGCCAACAGAGGCACAACAGCUGGCAGUUCAGGAGAUGAGAUCGGAAAAGCUCUGGCCUCAAUCUACCCCUCGGACCACAACAGCAACAACUUCUCCUCAGCUCCCUCCACUCCGGGGUCUCCCCAGGGUAUUUCAGGAGCUCAGUCUCAGUGGCAAAGACCAACCACACCCAACUACGAAGGGCAGCCACAUGCGCUGCAGAACAAAAUGGAGGAUCGUUUGGAGGAGGCCAUUCAUGUAUUGCGUAGCCAUGCAGUGGGCCAGGGCCCCGGCUUGGGGGGCGCCCACUCCGACAUGCAUGGCCUGCUCAGUGCUGUGUCUUCGGUACACAACGGAGGCCUGGGAGGCCUUUCCCCAGCCUUUUCCAAUGCUGGCCUGGCCCUUAGUAACAGACACCCUGCUAUGGGGGGGAAUCAUCACGAGGAGCCCACAGGUCUUCCUCCCAGCAGCACUCUGCUGCAUGGUCACCACGCGUCAGGACCCACACAGUCUGCCGGCCAACCAGAGGGCUUCACUAGUCUCCCCGGCGGUGUUGCCCGUUCCACACACUCCUCCAGCAGCUCGGAUAUCAAGAGAGAAGAGAAGGAGGACGACGAGAACUCGUCCAAUGCAGAAAAGUCCGAGGAGGAGAAGAAAGAGACCAAGCUGGCGCGCACUCGGUCAAGAAAGGAGGCGUUGACCCUCCAGAUCCUCUCUGGCCUUUCAGACCAGAAUGAUGACAGCAAUGACAACGAGGACGAUGAGGACGUUCCCCCAGAGGUGAAGAUGGAGCGCGAGAAGGAGCGGCGGGUGGCCAACAAUGCCCGCGAGCGUCUGCGAGUGCGGGACAUCAACGAGGCGUUUAAGGAGCUUGGCAGGAUGUGCCAGCUGCACCUCAGCAAUGACAAACCUCAGACGAAACUUCUCAUCCUGCACCAAGCCGUCAACGUCAUCCUCAACUUGGAACAACAAGUCAGAGAACGCAACCUGAACCCCAAGGCAGCGUGUCUUAAAAGGCGUGAGGAGGAGAAGGUAUCUGGGGUGGUGGGAGAAGCACCCAUGCAGCUCUCAGGAGGCCAUCCUAGUCUAGGGGGAGAUGGCCACAACCCAGUCAGCCACAUGUAACAUGAGAUCUGGUGGGAUUUCCUUGGCUCUCAACGGAUGUGGCCUUAACAGAUUCUUCCACCCAUUCUUCUCAGUGUGUCUGUAGAUAUGGACGUGUCUGUGUAUUGCCCUUUUCAGUUUCAAGAUGCACAUUCACACACUCUUGUACACACAUGCGUACUGCCAAAACUGACACAGCCUAUUUGCCGCACUCCUGACCAUAACUACCAGCUCAAAUGUGAAGAACUUUCAGUUUCGUUUUGUUUAGUUUUUAUACAUGCAAGUUUUAUUUUUUGGCUUCCAUAUCAUGGUGGAACACCAGAGUACUAUUGUCCUGCCACAAACUGGGACAUUACACACUGCCGAGAGGUGCUCUGGUGAAAGAGAAGAGACCUGACAAACAACAAAUUUAAUCAAGGAUUUGUGCCUAAUUGUUACUUGUUUUCUAUGAGACAUUUAAGCAAAUUGCUUUACAUGUGAGGAACAUUAAUUGUAAGGGAUUGCUUAUGUGUAUGAGCAGUUAUUUUUAAUAUAGUAUGUCAUUCCCUGCGUGAUGGUACAGUCUUACAUAUGUUAUGUAACCAAGCCCGUGGCUGACAUCGAAUUGUUGUAAGUUUUGCCACUUUUCCUUGAGCUUAUCUGCAAAAUGUUUGGGGAAGGGUCAAAAGAAAGAAAGAAAAGUCCCAAGGAAAAAGGUCUAAAAUGUUUUGACAAUUCAAACCCAGCCUAAAUUAAUGACAGGGACUCUGACCGACCGACAGGCAGGGUUUUACGAGGCCCUGUCUUGUGCAUCUUAAGAGUUUGAGGGAAGACUCCUUUCUGGAAAGUUGGGAUUUAUCCAGAGUGGUAGAAUCAGUCAAGUUCACAACUGCUCUUUCUUUGUAUUGACCACACAUUCUUGCGUUAAUCCACUACUCCCUUGUCAUAGGUUCAUGUGGUACUGUUGCUUUAGUUAUUAAAGCAUAGGCGGACAACACAAAGCACAGUUGUAUAUAACAGGCUGAAAGUUAUUGGGCUCUGCUUGCAUUGCAUUUCAAUUCCUUUUUUAAUUCUGGUAAAAGAGCCAUUUGCAACACUUGCUAAGUUAUCAGCACUAUAGAUGUUCAUUACUUGAAAUGGUUCCCUGACAAUACCAGCACAAAUAAAGCUCAAGUCUUUGCCCCUUAAAUGACAUUCUGAACAGACUACAAAAUGUAGUGUCUGUUUAAUAAGAGAAUCUUAAUAGUCGGCCAUUGUAGUUGCAGACGAGCCUUUGCACAGAAGGCUUUAUUAUUUUCCUAACGUGAGCAUUCCCACUGAAACACUUCGCCCCUCACCUUCCAUAUGAGUAUAUUGUUCUCAUGUUUUUCCUACUGAGACAAGUCUGGUGUGUAAAUUCAAUUCAUCUAUACAUUACUCUAUUGUUUCACGUUGAGCAAAAUUAAAUAUAUAUAUAUAAGAAUAUAUAUUUUUUGUUAGUCUAUACAUUGUAGAUUUCUAAAUAACAAAUGGCAAUAUUAGUUUGAAGUUUAUAGCGUAUUGUAGAUGAGCCGAAUGGGGGGAGGGGGGGUGUUUGACAUUUAAAUGAAAUUGUUCAAAAAAUCAAUUCAAUAUUUGGAGCUGUCUGCUUUGCUCUGCUCGGAUGGCAGAAAAGAAUCAAUCUACGGUAAAUGUUAAAUGUGGUAAGCCUUGGGUAUAUCCUCUAUUCCAUGAGUUGGUUAUCUGAAAGGUGGCCUAAUGGCCUAAAAAAAAGUUUUGUAGUUUUAUUAAAUCAGAGAGGAAGUGUAUUGUCAGUUUUCCAGAUGAAUUCUUUAUCUCAGUUUGGGAAUAUGUGGAUGGAGUGUGUGCACCACUGAUCUAUUGAAGUGUUCUUACUCUAGAGGUGAGGCACCGCAAGGCACGAUGAGGGAAGGGAUUGUUGUCUCUCCUGACAGAAAUUAUGCAACUGGUUUUUGAAUGUAGCUACCAUUCAAAUACGGACGGCCUUCAUUUUUAAAUCACGUUCCAAGGUUUUGUCAGUGCCGUAUUAUAAUUUUCAUUUCAGCAAUCCUGUUGUUUUUUUUGUUUUUUUUUUUUUUCCUUCAGAAGUCUGCACUGUAUGAAGUGGUUGUUAGCGUGCAGCUCCCUCCAGUAUCCUGCACAUGUGUUUUGGAGGCAGAUGUCGGUAUUUGAGUGUAAGAUAGAAGGUAAUGAGAACAAACAGUGUUAUUGAUUGUGAUUUUUAUUCCCAUUUUGUCUCAUGUGGUGAAUGAUCCUUACCAGCAUGUAAUCACAGAUGGAAGGUGGGAAAAAAAUGUCCUGUGAUCAUAGUAUUGUUGAAUGAUCUAAGUUGAAUUUCUAGAAAAGGAGACGGAAGAGAAAAACCUAUACAAAUCAAUAGUGUGGCCUUUUCAUUCUCAAGACUUAAGAUGUCAUGAUGGGAGAGUGAUACUUUAUCAGUGCCUGAACUUUUAUUUUCAUUUAAGACAGUUUAUUUUGUAAACCAUAUCAUUUCAUUGAUCACAGAGAUUAGUGGUACCUGUUCAUUCCCUACCCCCUUCCCCCCUAUGCUUUUUUCAGUUUUCAGGAAGAAGUUUAAAAUGGUAUAAAGAGAAUUUUUUUUUCAUUGUAUGUAGUUAAAUAAAUAAAUGAUAUUUAGAUGUUGUUUAGUUUUUAUUCCUGUCUUCUAAUUAUUCAACUGGAUUAUGACCUUAUUGUCCAAACUGCUGUUUUAGUUAUGGGCGUGAAUUCAGGUCAUGAAUUAUCUUUAUAUCUGCCCCAUAUUCCUAAACCACUCAACACUACUGGUUUCAUAAGAGAUGCUGGUGUCGGCUCUCAUCUGUUUUUGAUGCACAUCAACGUGUCUGCAUAUGAGUGGCUUGAGCUUUGAUGUAGGAAGCUGUUUUUAUUUUUGAGCCAUAGUAACUGGAAGUGCUUUUCAUACCAAGCAGAAAUUUUAGUUUUUUGAACAACAGCGUGCAACUCCUCUGCUGCAUUUUCUCUCAGUAACAAGUCUUCAGUGACUUAAUUCCAUUACAUUUCUACUCUUUUCACUAUUCUGAAUGCCAGCACCUUCAUGGCUCUGACAUUGACUACUUGUAAGAGGUUUUGUGUACUUCUUUCAAAGGGUUGUAUUAAACUUUUUGUUUGUUUGUUUGUUUUUAUAGGAUCAAUAUGUGUACUUAAAAUAACGAAUUUGUUUUUGGGGAAAUAGAUUUGGUGUUAAGUAUACUCCGAACAACCCACACUGACAACAACCUGUAGAUACAAAUUGUAUUUUCAGUUCUUUGAAAGAGGAAAUGUGGAGGGUCUGUUGUUAUUGUGUCACUUGAUGAGGCUCGACACACACACACACACACACACUCUCUUUGAAAACUAAAGGUAGACAUUCUCCUGUUGCUCGUUAUUGCGGGAAGAUAAUGUAACAGCCAAUUCUAAUGUUGCUGGAAAGUAUUUAGUUGAUGGGUUUGAAUCUCAUUUAUUUCAGUAUAUGAAAGCAAUAAUAAAAACUUGCUUUCAGCCAUCAGUUUUGUCAGAUGUUUUCCAAAUUAAAAAGGGAAAACUUUCGAGUGUUCAAACAUUCACAGCUACAGAGCUUGACAUUUUACAGUUGGAGCGAGGACCCAGUUAGGACUGCUGCAGUGUCCUCAGUGCCUCCAGUCCCAGGCUCCUUUCGUUGUUUUGUUUAUAUAUAUAUAUAUAUAUAUAUAUAUAUAUAUAUAUAUAUAUAUAUA